Molecule: messenger RNA, 775 nt
Organism: Seminavis robusta
Lineage: Eukaryota; Bacillariophyta; Bacillariophyceae; Naviculales; Naviculaceae
Source: the annotation of a GenBank genome assembly
AUGCAGCUGACAGAACAAGAACGAGAAUGGGCAUUGGCCAUCAGGGAGCGCAUCCAGAGCUCUGCAGAACUCGACAAUGUUUCUGAUCUCAUGUGUGCUCAGCUUGCCAUAGUUGUCCAGCAUGAUGUAGAUGAGGCCAUUCGUCGUGUAUGGGUAAUGCAGGAACUCAAGGAGGAUCUGAAAAUCCAGGAUUCACUGGAAGAGGCCAGGCGCACAUUCACCAAAAUUAUGGAGUAUUGGCCCGGUGCAAUUCUUUCAGCUUACUUCAAUGAUGAAGAUGAAGCAUUGGUGGUAGUGUUUGAUACUCCCAGAUUCCAUGGGUAUAAAACCCAGGAGAAGAUGAAGACAACCCUGCUUAUGGCUCAUUACUUGUGCCGUAUGCUCAAUCCAGAUAUAGAGGCAACUCGGAAGGGGGUCAUUUUCUUUUGAGAGUGCGAGGGAUACUGCUUGCAUUCAGAUAUGAUUGAUUUGAAACUGUUUCGGACUGUUCUUGGGGACUUUUAUGGGUCCUAUCCAAUGACAUUCCGACAAAUCAAAAUGUUUCAUACGCCAGUGGGCUUUAACUUGCUCGUGUCACUUGCAAGAAAAGUUAUACCCAGGCACAUCACUUCCAAGUUUCGAGUUGGUUGCCAGUUUGAGGGUGGGAGACUUGACAAAUUCUACUUGACACCAACACCAACAAUUGCUGCAGUGAUGACUUUUGGCAAGAUGAUUGAAUUAUUGCAGUUGCGGUACGCCAAUGAAAAUAGAUUUAAACUUUAGUCAAUACUGAUAC